Messenger RNA from Bombyx mori (domestic silkworm), 549 nucleotides. It is a transcript of the gene Obp4, whose product is annotated as odorant-binding protein 4. The coding region runs from base 29 to 463 and encodes 144 amino acids. NCBI's taxonomy places the organism in Eukaryota, Metazoa, Arthropoda, Insecta, Lepidoptera, Bombycidae. The transcript is spliced from 5 exons. Gene Ontology annotation, molecular function: odorant binding. The record is from RefSeq and is a predicted model, not a curated record.
UAAAUAUGUUUUGAAAUUAGAAGCGAAAAUGUUGCUGCAAAUAUUGUUUAGCUUUUUUAUCAUUAGUGGAUCUUACGCUAAGACGGACGUAGAGAUCAAGGCGUGGUUCUUAGGCCAAGCAGUCGAGUGUAGCAAAGAUCAUCCUGUUACCACUGAGGAGCUCAGAAUGCACAAACAUGAAUUACCAGAUAGCAAAAAUGCUAAAUGUUUAAUGAAGUGUGUGUUUAGAAAAUGUAAUUGGUUGGACAGCAAAGGAAUGUAUGAUAUAAACGCCGCCUAUGCAUCAUCAACAAAAGAUUUUUCCGAUGACAAGACGAAACAGGAAAAUGCAAACAAACUGUUUGACACUUGUAAAAGUGUGAACGAGGAGAAUGUAGGCGACGGCGAAGAAGGUUGUGACAGAAGUCUAUUGUUGGCUAAAUGUCUAACCAAGGCAGCGCCUCAGUUCGGCUUCCAACUCUGAAUCCUUCAAGCAGCUUGCUUAACUUAAAAUAAGUAAUGUUCCACAUAAUAUCUACGUAUUUUUAAUUGAAUAAAAUUUUUUGCGAA